AUGCCGCCCAACGAUGCCUCGCUGAAUCAGGACCAGGGACGGUCUCUAUGGGUGGUGAAUAGCAUACUCAUUAGCCUGGCCACCCUGGCCGUCAUUGGUAGAUUCUAUGCAAGAAAGUUGAGAAAACUGGCAUUUGGCGCCGAUGACUGGACAAUUUUAAUUGCCCUGCUCCUACUAUGGGCGUUAUAUGGUUUGUUUGUUGCCUGCAGACAAUACGGACUCGGCAAACACAGGGCUGCGCUCCCAGAAGACCACAUCCCAAAGUUCCUGGACCUACUCUACUAUUUCCAAAUCGUCUAUAUUCUGGCCCCUCCGACCGUCAAGCUCUCGCUUCUGUUCCUCUACAGACGAAUCUUUGUAUCGACCAAGUUCAUUACCAUUGUGUACGUCGUGGGCGCAGUCGUCAGCCUGUGGGCGAUUAUCAUGACUUUCCUGGGGAUUUUUAACUGCACUCCGAUCCAUGCGUUCUGGACCGGGCAGGGGAAAUGUCUCCCUUUCAAGCAGUUUGCCAUUGGGUAUGCGGUCGUCAAUAUUAUCACAGAUCUGGCCGUCUGGCUUAUGCCGAUCCCCAUGAUGUGGAAACUGCAGCUCCCUUUAGGACGGAAAGUGGCUUUAACGUUGAUUUUUGCCCUUGGUCUCUUUGAUUGCGCCUCCGCGCUCAUCCGACUCAACUUAUCCAUGCUGGCUCUAGGGAACUGGGACGUCACCUACGACUACGCGCGUGGGUUCAUGUGGUCCAUCAUUGAAGUUUCCGUGGGCAUUGUCUGCACCUGUCUUCCGACUAUGCGGAUUAUUCUCAAGUCGGCUUUCAAUGGCCAUAUUGGCCGAUUUCUCAGAUUUUCCAGCUUGACGCCCAACCGCCAGAGCUCGGGAAGUAAGCCGUGGCUCCGAUCGACGGAAUACAAUGAGAUUCAGCCCUCGUGGCUGAUCCGCGACGGCGGCAGUCACCAGAACCAUAGCAACGUGACAACCUCCACCACGGUAGACCGAGACGAGCUACGACAUUCAUCACAUGGCAUUCAAGUUCUCGAGGAGGUCAAAAUCGAGCUUCAGCAGAUAGAGCCGGCGAGGGUCACCAAUAAAACCUGA
Aspergillus tanneri is the source of this 1089-nucleotide messenger RNA. RefSeq lists its product as uncharacterized. NCBI's taxonomy places the organism in Eukaryota, Fungi, Ascomycota, Eurotiomycetes, Eurotiales, Aspergillaceae. The record is from RefSeq and is a predicted model, not a curated record. The coding region runs from base 1 to 1089 and encodes 362 amino acids. The transcript has 4 exons.